Molecule: messenger RNA, 308 nt
Organism: Rhagoletis zephyria (snowberry fruit fly)
Lineage: Eukaryota; Metazoa; Arthropoda; Insecta; Diptera; Tephritidae
Source: RefSeq, a predicted model, not a curated record
ACUAAACCAUGUGUGAUUCAGCUUGUCAUUUGUAUUGUUUGCAUGACUCAUGCUACUGUCAUUCAAGUCUACAUUCAUGCUGCAGUCAUUACAAAUACUACAGAUGUUACUGUCGCACAUACCAUCGUUCGUGCUGCUGCUAUUUGUGGAGAAGAAAAUGCUACUUACUUUAAAAAUCGAGCGCAGUUUCAUUUUUCGAGAGAUCACUGUUGAUAGAACUAAUUUUAAGGCGUAAAUCAUAUUUAUAAUAGCAUCAUUGUAUUCCUCUUAAGUGUUCAUAAGUUACUGAAUUAAAUAAAUUAAUAAAA